CAGGGACCGCCCAAUUUUGGUUGGCUUUGGUUCCGGAAGUAAAUUUCCCAUUCAUCUUUUCCUUCGACUUUUCUUAAAAUCGUUAUAUAAAGAGUUCUAAGCCUGGAACCAUGCCAAUCAAGAAGUACAAGACUGUGUAGAUUAUUUUUUCGAACGAGUGAAGGAACUGCUCAUCACAAAAAACAUAGCAUCGCAAUGUUUACAAUCCAGUAGUUUAGCGCUCUUCGUGCAUCUUUUAACGUCAGCGCUCAGGUGUGCCGUCCGUGAAUCUUGCCCUGGCCUGCAGAGGGAGGAGCGUGACAUUCCUCCACCCGAUGGGAAUUUCCAGGAAGACGCCAUGUUGGAGCCAGCGGCUGUACCCUUCUCCUCCCUGUCAGCAGCGAGACUCCUCUAGUAGUUCAGGAAGUCGCCAUAUUAGAGCCAGCAGCAGUACCCUCCUCCUCCCUGUAAGCAGCGACCCGCCAUAUUGGAGCCAGUGGCCGUACCCUUCUCCUCCCUGUCAGCAGCGAGCCGCCAUAUUGGAGCCAGCGGCCGUACCCACCUACUCCCUGUCAGCAGCGAGCCUCCUCUAGUAGCUCUAGGAAACCCAGAGAGUGAGACGUGGGCUGCUCCCUUCGCCCUGUUCGGCUUAACAGCAACACAAUACAUUCCGCACCAUGGCUGCCACGGACGUUGACAUAUUCUCAAAUGAGGAGAAGCGCAACCUCAACCUGGGGGGCCAUGUUGGGUUCGACAGCCUGCCCGACCAGCUGGUCAGUAAAUCGGUCACACAGGGUUUCUGCUUCAACAUCCUGUGCGUAGGCGAGACGGGCAUCGGCAAGUCCACGCUGAUGAACACACUGUUCAACACCAUGUUCGAGAACGAGGAGGCCAGCCACUACCAGAACAGCGUCUACCUCCGGCCGCGAACCUACGACCUGCAGGAGAGCAACGUGCACCUCAAGCUCACCAUUGUAGACACGGUGGGCUUCGGUGACCAGAUCAACAAAGAGGACAGCUACAAGCCCAUCGUGGACUACAUCGACACCCAGUUCGAGAACUAUCUGCAGGAGGAGCUGAAGAUCAAGCGAUCGCUCUUCAACUACCACGACACGCGCAUCCACAUCUGCCUCUACUUCAUCGCCCCCACGGGCCACUCCCUCAAGUCCCUGGACCUGGUCACCAUGAAGAAGCUGGACAGCAAGGUCAACAUCAUCCCCAUCAUCGCCAAGGCGGACACCAUCUCCAAAAGCGAGCUCCACAAGUUCAAGAUCAAGAUCAUGAGCGAGCUGGUGAGCAACGGGGUGCAGAUCUACCAGUUCCCCACGGACGACGAGGCCGUCACCGAGAUCAACGCCUCCAUGAACGCCCAUCUGCCCUUCGCCGUGGUGGGCAGCGUGGACGAGGUGAAGGUGGGGAACAAGACGGUGCGGGCCAGACAGUACCCCUGGGGCGUGGUGCAAGUGGAGAACGAGAGCCACUGUGACUUCGUGAAGCUGCGGGAGAUGCUGAUCCGGGUGAACAUGGAGGACCUGCGGGAGCAGACGCACGCCCGCCACUACGAGCUGUACCGCCGCUGCAAGCUGGAGGAGAUGGGCUUCAAGGACACGGACCCCGACUGCCAGCCCUUCAGCCUCCAGGAGACGUACGAGGCCAAGAGAAAGGAGUUCCUGGGUGACCUGCAGCACAAGGAGGAGGGCAUGAGGCAGAUGUUCGUCAGCAAGGUCAAGGAGACAGAGGCGGAGCUGAAGGAGAAGGAGCGCGAGCUACACGACAAGUUUGAGCAGCUGAAGCGGCUGCAUCAGGAGGAGAAGAGGAAGGUGGAGGAGAAGAGGAGAGACCUGGAGGAGGAGAUGAACGCCCACAACAGGAAGAAGGUGGCGGCCGAGACGCUGGCCCUUGCCCAGCCGCUGAAGAAAGAAAAGGACCGGAGGAAUUAAUUUAUGGGCCAAGCGGGACCAUGGACCCUGUCACCUCCAUACCACCGACGUUUGUUUGUUUGUUUGUUUGUUUGUUUGUUUGUUUGUUUGUGUUUUUCUGUUUUUGUUUCUCUUCACAUUCCAUGACGACAUUGUGAACACGGACCAAAGACCCUGAGGGAUGAGGCUGAACGUGCAAUGAGAAAAAAGAGUGAAAGAGUUUGAAAAGGAAAUUGUUAAACCUUAACCACCAGCGGCCAUGCCAUUCAUUAGUGUACCGUCUCUCUAGUUCAGGGACCUAUUUUUUAUAUUUACAUAUAUCUCGUUUGGUUUAUUUUGUUCCUUCUUUUUUUUGAUAUAGUUGUGACUUAGUUUUACUGUUAUUGUAUAACUAUUAUUAUUAUUCAAUAAUAUAUUUUUCCCCAUACACAACUCACUGUGGACCUGUCCCUGGUCAUCCCACCACAGACCUUCGCAGUCUGUAGCCUCUCGGUGCUAAAGUGUAGCAGCAGGGCACGCACCAUUUCAAACGGUUUGGUCUGUUUGGAAGAUAGACGAUUUGAGGUGCAGUUGAUUUAACAGUUGUGGCAUUAUUGGGACUGGUUCGCUAUGCAAGAAUAAACCCCUCCUCCAGCCUUUAAGGCAUCCUUAAUCUCCAAAGAACUUCUUAAUGUGUUUUCGCUCGUCCCUUUGAACUGCAAAUAGUCGCCUCGUCAGACCAUGUGAUUGUUGAUGAAUCAACAAUUUACACACACGCGCACACAGGCGCGCGUGUGCGUGCUAGUUCUGAGGCCUAAUGAUAGCUUAUUCUGUUCAUUAAUAUUCUGGUGCUGCGUUUGCUAAGGAACACAAAUGUAUUUUAAUAGUUUGACUCCUGACUUCGUAAUAUUGGCAACAUUAUUGUUACAUUUUAAAAAAACUGGUGCACAUGUUUAGAAAUUAUGCAAAACAUAAAAACAAGUGUGUUGCUCAAGAGUGCCACUGGUUACGCACAGAUGAGUAGCUUUUUUGUAAAUGAUUGAGUACGUUAGUUGUGUGGCAGUUCGAGUCCCAUUUUUUUAUAUAGAAGUUAUUCAAAGAGAAAGCUGCAGCUUGUUGUGGACCCAGAGUUUGAAUGGAGAGCAGCUGUAUAUGUCAAUAAAAACCAAAACACGUACACCUGGUGUGGAUGUCCCGUCACUCAUCAGCUGAAUGAUAUUCAAUCGACAGACGGAAGUAAAGAAAAUUGCUAAAUAAACCCAAGUUGCGAUGGUGGUUAGUUAUUGCAAACCAAUAAAAAGAUUGAGGCGCUUGUGGUACAAGUGGGCCUAUCCCAUCAGCCAGAAUGGAGAGAGGAACCGCCCCCAGACACGAUACAAAUGGGCGUGUCCAACCAGACAGAAUGGAGAGGAACCGACCCCAGAUGGCACGCAGACGUCUCGUGGCCACACCCAUUUGUUGUGAUAUAGAUAUUAAGGACAACCUCCAAAGAUACUUAUUUUUUACCAGUAGUCUAAACCAGUCUGUAUAUACCGCUUUCACAGUCGUUUGUUAACCCGGAAAACAAUGUCAACCUAAACACAGAAACAUGUCUGUGUAUUCACCUAGGGUCCAAAUUUAUUGUUCAACCAAACUAAUUUCAGCAGCCCCACGGUGCACACGGCUGCUGGCCAGUCGCCAGCGGUUCAUUUCCUGCAUUCUAAAACCGUGGCAUUUCCUUAAGUCUAACAAGUCACCUACCAGCAGACAGAUAACCAUGCAGAUCUGCACUACCAGAAAUCUCAUAAUACUAAAAAUGUACUCUGACUACUACUGUAUACAAAAUAACAUUUAAAUAAUGCUUCUGACUUCAGUUGUCUGACUAAAAUACAAACUGCCUUUACUUUAAAUUUGAAGCAGUUCAAGUCUCGAGAUUAGGUUUCUUUUGUGUGGAAGGAAUUGACACAAGCCCAUGUGCUGACCAUGAACUACAGGAGAAAAUAUUGCAUCUAUAAAAGCAUGAGGUUUUUUUGCAGACUAAAAGGAAAGUGAAAUCGACAAAACAUGUUUUUAACCCACAAAAUGUUCAUGGCAUUUGGACAAAGUGUUUCAACUCCAGUUUAUUUGGAAGUUAACAUUUUUAUAAUUUUAAAUAGUAGCCUAUAUAGCUGCCUUAUUUCUGUAAUCACAUGGAAAUAAAAAACUGUUUGUUAUUGUACACCUCCAGCAGGAGUCAGGUAACAAAAAAGCAUGGAUUCACAGAGACAACAUGGCUGAGGUCGAAGCUCUGGGUUCAAAUCCUUGGACAGAAUUGCAGUCCUAAAAAAUAGAUUUUUGCCAAUAACUUAUGGCAAUGGAGUCAGCACGUUAGCACUGUUAGCAUUCAGGGAUCAGUGAAACCAGUCUAGUGUUGACCGACUUGUAGACACCAAAAAAUAUUUCAGCCCAGGUUGAGAAGUAUCUCUUAAGGUGCACUUUGAAAAUGUGAACACAACAUAACCUUUUAACUGGUUUGCCGUUUGUGAUAUGAUACAGGGAUAUACAAGGAAAGAAAGAUCACAGCGUUUGUUUAUACUCGUAAAACAUUAAAGAGCUUAUUACAGUUUGUUACAGUAGAUACGUUGAGAACACUACAUACAAAAAUAAAGAAAUCAAAUAAAAGUUUUUAAAAAAAUAUUUCUUUUCUUAAUCAUUCGUUUAUAUAGCUAUAUCGAAAAGCUUGUCUUACCAAAGUGCUAAAUAGCUCUGGAAAGAAAGAGCACCACAAUCUCUCCCCUCAUGUUUUCCAACAACAAAAAAAAUCUUCCAACUGCGCAUCUCAUUCUCCAAACAUUUAAGAAAAGAGUCUCCUCACACAUGUAUAAAAGGAAAUGCUACGUGUGGAAGGAACUGUAGCAUUGAAACACCCACACACAUACAAACAGACACACACACAGUUAGAUAAAUAUACAUUAAAAAGGUUAUAGGAACAGAAAAGUUUGAAAUAGUCGCCCUACUGGCUUCAAUACACCUUCAAUUCGACCAUCUUAAAUAAAAACAAUACAAAGAACAAAGGGCACCCGCAAAACUGGCGAGUGGGGGAGAUGGUGCGUGUGUGGGGCCAGGCACUACUGGUUGACCGGGGACUGGAGUGGGGGGCAGGGCGAUUGGCGGGCCCCGGCCUCGUCGUACAAACACCCAAAGCCGUCGUAAUACUCGUCAGGGUCGCCCGCGUCUCUCGGGCCCUUCGAAGUCUGGAAGUAAAAAAAAUAUAUAAUCUGUCAGCACUUUAUGCAUCUCUUUAUACCUGUGGAUAUAGUCUAAGUUUAGCAAACAUAUUGACCAUAAGGCAUUAAAGGUAGUGCUUAUUUAGUGGAAAAGAAAGAACUGGGAAUUUGAGCUGGCAUUUAUUGAGGAUUAAAAUUCAACAAACUAAAUUCAAUGUAUGCUAAAUGUCCUUCAUUAAUUCUGCCUUAUACAGCAAGUUUUCCAACCUUAAUCGUUUUCUUUUUUCAAUGUCUGCAAUCAUAUUUUAAGUCGUUUAGAGACGGGGGCUUUCACUUUAGUUUUUACUACCGCACGCCCUGUGAUAACCCUGGUCACCAUUUUAGCGCCGUCACUAUCAGAGCCCCCCGUGCACAAGCCCCUCCCGCUGAAAUCAGAUCAAAUGACCACAGCGGACUUUAAGCACCUUCCAAGAUCCGUGGCAGUUGGAGAAAUUAGAGAAUACGUAAAAAAAUAUUUAAAUAAUGUAACUACCGCUUAUGAAAAGAGACAUGUUUUGAGACGGUAUAGAUAUGGACCCAGUUAUACAUUUUUAUACAACAGUGAUUUACCGCUCUAUGGGGACAGCGCUGUCCCCUGCUCCCCUCCACCGACACCACCCCCUCUGGCGGCCCGACCGCUGAAGAGUCGAAGAUGUAGAUGGCGUUGGCCGGUAGGGAGAACUCUAGGCUGCUCAGGUACUGAUCCGUCAUCUCUUUACACUGAAUGAACUCUGAGCUCUCCACCUGCGGAGCAAGAUCACAGAUGGAAAAACGAAACAAAAACAAAGCCGAUGCAAAUGUUAAGAUUGUGCCAAUAGCCAAAUAAAUAAAGAAAUACUUGCAUCAAGAUCCUCGGACAAAGCUCGGCCAGAUCUUUAGACAAUUUUUUAUUAUGUAAGCGUACAUGUUCAGGUCGACACAUUGUCUUAAUAUUAUAAAAUAACUGCAGUUGGUCACUGAAUUAAAUGAUCUUUGGUCAACAAUGCUCAGAAUUCCUUACACAAAAGUGUGCAUGCGACGACCAGCAUAGAUAUUUUAUACAGUAUGAUAAAGCACGAUGGUGGCGAUAAUUUAGACGUAACAAAGCAGCGCUACAGAAACAAACUCCAUUACAGGAGCUGCAAUAUCUCAAUCAAGGUCCAUAGGUAAUAGAUCUGGUCCCUAACCUCGCGGUCCCCGCACGCAGAACUGUAAAUUCAGCUUUACAACCCGAUCCCUC
Molecule: messenger RNA, 6320 nt
Organism: Gadus chalcogrammus (walleye pollock)
Lineage: Eukaryota; Metazoa; Chordata; Actinopteri; Gadiformes; Gadidae
Gene: septin8a
Product: septin 8a
Exons: 10
Coding region: 657-1919 (420 amino acids)
Biological process (GO): cytoskeleton-dependent cytokinesis
Cellular component (GO): septin ring; septin complex; cell division site
Molecular function (GO): molecular adaptor activity; GTPase activity; GTP binding
Source: RefSeq, a predicted model, not a curated record